Molecule: messenger RNA, 1625 nt
Organism: Marasmius oreades (fairy-ring Marasmius)
Lineage: Eukaryota; Fungi; Basidiomycota; Agaricomycetes; Agaricales; Marasmiaceae
Exons: 11
Coding region: 70-1491 (473 amino acids)
Biological process (GO): response to heat; protein refolding
Cellular component (GO): cytoplasm
Molecular function (GO): ATP binding; Hsp70 protein binding
Source: RefSeq, a predicted model, not a curated record
GUUUCUGCCGAAUGGACGCGUUCAUGAGGCGUAUCUUGGUCUGCCUUUCACUUCCAGUUAUACACCAAGAUGCCCAUCGAGCUGGAAUUAUACGAAAUACUAGGGGUCUCUGCUACCGCCACUGACGCUGAGAUAAAAAAAGCUUAUAGGAAGAAGGCGAGGGAUAUUCAUCCGGACAAAAAUCCUAAUGACCCCAACGCGGCGGAAAAGUUCCAAGAAAUGGCUGCAGCAUACGAGAUUCUCGGUGAUGCAGACUCGAGGGCUAUCUACGACGAAAGCGGCAUGGCAGGUUUGAGUGGUGGUGGUCGCGGUGGUGGGCCUGGCAUGGACGACAUCUUUUCCCAAUUCUUCACUGCUGGUGGCCCUGGUGGGCCUUUUUUCACAUUUGAUUUCGGAGGAGCAAGUGGACCACGGCGUUCGAAAGGAAGAGACUCGAUUAUUUCGUAUGAGGUGACGCUGGAGGACCUAUAUAAUGGGAAAUCUGUGAAGCUCAAUAUGGAAAAAGAAGUCGUGUGUAGUGGUUGCAAAGGAUCUGGCGCUCGAGGAAGCGCGAAGCCCAAACAAUGUGCAACUUGUGAGGGGAAAGGAUGGAGUUUUGUGACCAAUCAAAUAGGACCCUCGCGUCUUGGAACUUCAAGAUCGCGAUGUUCAGAUUGUAACGGCGAAGGCGAGAAGCUACGGGAAAAGGACAGAUGCAAAAAAUGCAAGGGCGAAAAGACGGUCAAGGAAAAGAAUCGUCAAGAGAUUUUCGUUGAGAAAGGGAUGUCUGACCGUCAACGAAUCGUUCUUGCUGGUGCUGGGGACGAAGAGCCAGAAGUUCCUGCGGGCGACGUCGUCUUCGUAUUAAAAGCCAAAACACACGAAACAUUCGAGAGAUCUGGAAACGACCUGCUCACUCACGUCAAAAUCACAUUGAGCGAAGCUCUCCUGGGAUUUUCGAGGAUUCUCAUCACACAUCUCGAUGGCCGAGGUGUAAAAGUGACCAGUCCAGCUAACAAGGUGUUGGGAGCGAGCUCGACCAUUCGGAUAAACGGUGAAGGGAUGCCUGUGUACAAGCGCCCUGAUCAGAAAGGCGAUUUGUUCGUUAUUUUGGAGGUGGAGAUGCCCAGUCAAGAAUGGAUGGCACAGAUUGAUCGCAAGGUUCUUUUAGACUCUUUCUUUUUACUUUUUGCCUACUCUCUUAUUUACGUUUUGCAACACAAAAUGCAGGCCUUGGAAGCCCUUCUCCCACCCAAAAGAUCCGACGCGGAUGUUCAGCCGAAACCGGAGGUAGUUGAUGAAGCUUCCUUUGAGGAAAGCGACAUAAUGGAAGUGCGUGCCCAAUCCUUCGAGGCUAGCCACAACUUCUUUGAUCACGGUUUCUCACAUCAGUUUGGGGAGGACGACGACGAUGAUUGGGAGGAUGACGAUGAGGAUGACGACGACAAUUUUGGAGGAUUUGGAGGUGCAUAUGCAGGUGGUGCAAGGGAACCUGAUUGUCGAAAUCAAUGAGUCACUCUGUUCGGUGAUGUCCUGUAGGUUCUAUGCCAUGACCCACGAUCCACUCUCACACCCACUCAGUUAAAUCACGCCACUCAUUACAGUACUCGCUAUAGUAUCCUGAUACAAUGCAGAUAAUACUUAUA